GAGAAGUCACGUUUUCUCCUCUCAAUGCAAACCUUGUCGGACAUCUACUGCAUAUUGGAAAGCAAGACUAGCAACAGGACAUUUGCAUCACUAUGGUACUGAAUAGCGGCUCUGGGAGUAACGGUUUACAUAGUGUAAUUUACCAUAGAACGCUAACUUCUAGUCCACAUUUUCACAUUUCCAAACUUGUUCAUGUUUACUUAUUUCAAACGGGAAAAGCCUGUGCGCAUUUCUCCCUGGCUGAAAUUCAAAGGAAGAUCAGAGGAUGAAAGUACUUAAAAGUGUCCCUCUUUUAUUGGGGUGUUGGACUCUCUUAUACCUGGACUUUAUCCCAGCGUCACUGAGCCAUACCGGCAUUGCAGAGUGCGCACCCGAGAGCGGAGGAAAGGAGCACACAGGCGGAGCAGGUGAAGGAGCCAACCCGGGAAUUGGCUCAACUGCCAGGUCAACGGUAGGAAACUACGGCGCAGGGGGUUGGAAUUCUCUAAGUGCUGCGAGGAUCACGCGCAUUAGAACAGGACCCCCGCUGAUAAAGGGCGAGGCAGCCAAAGCGAAAGCUGUGACAUCAGUGUCAUCACCGCACAGCGUAACGGUCAGCCGUGCUCGUGGAGUUGUCAAUUUGGGGCCCGAGGGGGCUGUGCGCUAUUGGGUACCCGGCGGGGAUGCUACUAAAGCAGCAGCUGCGCCUGCUCCCGUGGCGUUGAGCAUGCAAACAGGUAAAGGCGCAGGCAGGCCUGGACAGAGCAAAGGAAACACUGUCCCCAGAGCUGCAACACCAGCACGAACUGGACAGCAAAAGGUCGUUGAUGUGCAAAAGCACAUCGUUCGGUUGGCCCAAAUGAGUGUCAAAGCAACGGGCAAACUUAACGGCAGAUACUCUCCAAAGCUUCUAUUGGUAACUCCGCACGACUACAUGUUGUCACUCUAUUGGUCACUAUCCACGGGAGGGGUGAACACUAGUGUGCUACAUGAGGCUGGCAUGGCCAACACCAUCACAAGCUUUGUGGAUAAAGGACAAGAUGCCCGUAUUCCCCAGUUGAGAAGACAGAAGUAUUACUUCAACAUCAGUUCCCUGGAGAAGGAGGGGUUACUGGGUGCUGAGCUGCGUAUACUCAGGAAAAGACUGGCUGAUCCACACAAAGCACUUUCCACUGACAGAGUUUUCUGCCUGAAGCUUUUCACUUGUGUAGCAGGUAAGCAGAAAGCUACACUGCUCCAAACUCAAACCAUCAAGGACCACAAUUCGCCCAAAUGGGAAGUGUUUGACAUUUGGAAACUAUUCAAGAAUUUCAAGAGCACCGUCCAGCUUUGCUUUGAGCUGGAGGGUUUAGAACGGGGACGCCCCGUGGACCUCAGGGCACUGGGCUUCAGUCGUCUGGGCAGGCAAACCAAAGAGAAGGCCUUUUUCCUCAUGUUCGGGCGCACCAAGAAAAAUGACUUGUUCUACAACGAGAUCAAAGCUCGGUCUGGCCACGACAACAAGACUGUGUAUGAAUUCCUGUUCACUCAGCGGCGCAUGCGCCGAGCUCCAACCAACCGCGGCAAGAAGCUGGCCAAGAACCCCAAGCCUCGUUGCCACAGGAAGCAGCUGCACGUCAACUUCAAGGAGAUGGGCUGGGACGAUUGGAUCAUCGCCCCACUAGAGUAUGAGGCCUACCACUGCGACGGGGUAUGUGACUUCCCUAUUCGCUCGCACCUCGAGCCCACCAACCACGCCAUCAUCCAGACGCUCAUGAACUCCAUGGACCCCGACUCGACUCCGCCCACCUGCUGCGUGCCCACUCGCCUCAGCCCAAUCAGCAUCCUCUACAUUGACUCGGCCAAUAACGUGGUCUACAAACAGUAUGAGGACAUGGUGGUGGAGUCCUGUGGCUGCAGGUAG
Molecule: messenger RNA, 1882 nt
Organism: Oncorhynchus masou masou (cherry salmon)
Lineage: Eukaryota; Metazoa; Chordata; Actinopteri; Salmoniformes; Salmonidae
Product: growth/differentiation factor 5-like
Exons: 2
Coding region: 266-1882 (538 amino acids)
Cellular component (GO): extracellular region
Molecular function (GO): cytokine activity; growth factor activity
Source: RefSeq, a predicted model, not a curated record